This is a messenger RNA of Raphanus sativus (radish), 3202 nucleotides long. Its product is annotated as FIP1[III]-like protein. The transcript has 6 exons. Bases 70 to 3111 code for a protein of 1013 amino acids. The record is from RefSeq and is a predicted model, not a curated record. NCBI's taxonomy places the organism in Eukaryota, Viridiplantae, Streptophyta, Magnoliopsida, Brassicales, Brassicaceae.
AACUGCUCUCUCUCUCUCACUCGCUCGCGUGAAUGAUGAAAUAGAUUCACUGAUUCUACUACCCUGCGAAUGGAUUCCACCGAUGACGAUUUUGGUGAGCUGUACGUCGACGACAAGGCUCACGCGACUGCUUCCUUCGCCGGCGAUGUCGUCGGAUGCGAAGAACCGGAGCGUGCUUCGAUUUCCGGCGAGAACGAGGGUUUCGAAGUGCCAGUGAAACCUGAAUCGCAAGGCGAAGAGAAGAAACUCGACGUGGUGGUGGUGGAUAAUAAGGAUUCGAGUCCGUGCGUCGACGCUGUGAAUCGGACCGAGGCGAAGGAAGAAUCGGAGUACAGUGACAGUGACGAUGGUUUGAAUAUAGUGCUGAAAGAAGACGAUUCGAAAGCUUUUCCCGUUGCUUUUGGCUCCAACAGAAACAAUCAGAAACGGGGGAGUGGAAACUGGUGCACAAUGCCAAGUAGUGGGAUGGUUAAUGGACGCAUGACAAUGGAAGCUUCUUCAGCUAAUCAGUCUCUGGGAAUACCUCAAUGUGGAUUUAAUUUCUCACAUACUUGGUCCAGGGCAACAAUCGAUGCAAAUUUCAAUGUGUUUGAGAAAAAGCCAUGGAGGAAUCCUGGUAUGGAUGUCAAUGAUUUCUUCAAUUUUGGAUUUAACGAGCAGAGCUGGAGAGAUUAUUGGAACCCGUUGGUAAAAGGAAGGGCGAUUGAGGUUGAAGGUGGAACUUUUGAACGCACACCAUCUGUGGAUUUGCGUUAUCCACGUGAUUUAGACCCUGACGUGGUGAUACAGAUCCCGGUGACUAAUGAUCUUGAGGAGCUAUCAAGCAUGGCACAUGUGGAAACAAGGUCUCUCAGCAAAACAUCAAAUGGAGCAUCUGUAAGUGAGAAGUUUCAUUCAGAUAUUGGGGAGGAUCUGCUUUCAUCUGGUGAUUCGAUGAAAGAAGAGGUUUCAGUUGGGUGUGAAAACGAAAAGACUGGAAGUUUCAGAGGCGAGCAAUCUCCUUCAAAAGAGAAUUACCGCAGCAGGGAAGUAACACCUUGUGAUAAGGAAAUUAUUGAGGAGGAGAAAGAAGAGACUUGUUGGAGUUCAGAUAAGGCGGAUUCAUCCUCAGUGGAAAGGGAAUCUUCUCUUAGAGAUCACUUUCGUUGUAGCCCUACCUCUUCAUAUUCUGUUGGUAAAACUGAGGAAUCCGAAGAUUCCGCAACAGAGUCAUCGAAAGGUGGUGCUACUGAUAACCGACGUGAAGCCAGUAACCCACCACGACGAACUAGAUUGGUGGAACACGAAUCAAACACAACCACAAGUGUGGAAAGGAGUGAUUCGGAGCAUUAUAGACGCAGAAGAUCUCACGAAGACUCAAGCAAAAGGCAUUAUGGGAGAGUUGACUAUGGUGUACAUAGGAGAACAAACCAUGCAAUUUUCAAGGAUGCAUCGCGUACACGAGAUCCAGAUCUUGGCAAGAAAGUGUGUUCUGGACAUGGAAGAUCAUAUCGUGAUUCAAGGAAAAGCUGGCAGGACAGGCCACAUUUUACAUUAGAAAAAGUUGAGACUGGAGGUAGAGGUUUUUCUCACUCAUAUAGAGAAAAACGUCAUGGUCGUUCAUAUUCACCUGAGGAUCUUGAUCGAGAUAGAGGACGAAGGUUUGGUUGGCGCAACAAUAAAGAACCAUCACAUGGCCGAGGCUUUGAUCCUUCUAAUGGUUACAAGUAUGAAGCGGGUCGUCAAGAGUAUACCUCAGGCUCAUCCUUCAAUCUUAACCAGAGAAAUUCUCGAUCGAGUUUUAACAAAGAGGAGGAUAGAUACGGUAAGCAACAUUGUGAAAGAAGAUAUGGCCGUGAAAGAAGUCCUGGACUAGCCUAUGAAAGCAACAAAGAAAGAAAUCGAUAUGAUGGGGUAGGAGAGCCUUAUUAUCAGGAUCGUAUUCCAAUAACUGAUAUGGAAUAUAGGUACCGGUUUGAGUACUCUUCUACAUAUGGAAGACAUAACCCCAAUCAGACUCGCGAGGAUGAGCUUCACUAUAGGUGUGACUACGAUUAUGAUUUCCCUCGUGGUAGAUAUGAAGAUGAAGUUCACAGGGCAGAAAGUGGAAUUCCAUUUGAGCUGGCUUACAGGGAGAUGCAUUCUUUUGCUGAAGUGGGAAGGAGAGAAUUUGAAAGGUAUGAAGAGGGAUUCUCUGAAAUAGAUAGAAGAGACGACCAUUACACACCUGGUUGGCAUCAUGAUAGAUUUGUCUCAGAGAACGAUGGUCAUAAGUACAGAAUCCAAGAUGAUUGGCCAUCGCGGUCUUCAUUACCAUUCAGAGAUUCUUGGCAGACAAAAGGAUCGAGAGGUGAUUCUUGGAGAGAUGAUACCAGAGACUUCGCAACAAGGGAAGCAUAUGACAGGCAGAAUAAUCAGUUGUAUAAGGAUGCACCAAGAGAUGGUUGGACACGAAAUCUUGUUGGUAGCGAUAAAGUGAGCAUACAAGACAGACUAAGGUAUGAUGAUGAUGAUUGGGUUCGUCGUGAUAAAAGGAGAUAUCAGCUGGGAGAUGACAUUCAAUGUUCUGAGCAUCCAUCAUAUACUGAUGAAAUGAUAGUCCCCGACAUGAGAGUGACAACACAUGAUCGAAUUUCUAUCAAACAAAGACCUGGCUAUUUUAAGAGCCAUGUUCAUGAAACUGAUGAAAGACAUCAGAGGUCCAAAAAGCUGAGAAGAGAUGGGAAUGCUUUCACCAAGUGUCAGGAUCCGGUUGACUUAACUGGUAGACAAGGGAAGCUCUCUAACCAGUCAAGAAGAAGAUUCCCCAAUACAACAAGAGAUCAGCAACAGAAACAAACAAAUGCAGUCGGCGAAAGAAACACGAAAGCUGUUGUGCAGAGACAAGGAUUGAAUGAGAAAGAGGAAGGUGAGAUCAUACAUGAAGAAGAAGAGAGGAACGUGACAGGGACUGUAAUAGACGACGACAGGAUACAAGAAAGCAUCAAGAAGAUGGCGAAACGAAGAGAGAGGUUCAAGGAAACAGAAGUGGUGGUAGCAGCCAAAUUUCCUUGCCAAACCGAAGAGGGAGCCAAAACCGAUGUUAGCAAUCAAAUGAGACCGGUUAGGAAGAGGCGAUGGUGUGCAAGCUAACUAGUACAAAUUUAUCAAAUUGGUUUUGGCUUAUUCUAAGUUGGAAACAAUCGACUAUGACUUAGAUUUCAAGGUCAUUUUGCAUUUUCAA